Chelonus insularis is the source of this 451-nucleotide messenger RNA. RefSeq lists its product as uncharacterized. The annotation marks the transcript as partial. The transcript is spliced from 2 exons. The record is from RefSeq and is a predicted model, not a curated record. Lineage: Eukaryota; Metazoa; Arthropoda; Insecta; Hymenoptera; Braconidae.
AUGGUCGACUUUGAAAGGCCUUUCAUGGAUGCUAUCAAAGAAACAUAUCCAGGAAUUAAAAUUUCUGGGUGUCAUUUUCAUUUCACACAAUGCGUGUGGCGUCAUAUUCAACUAUGUGGCCUUCAAGCACGAUACAAUAAAGAUGUAACGUUUGCUCUAAAUCUUAAGUUAUUAAUGGCAUUAGCGUAUGUUCCAGUUAAUGAUGUUAUAAGUGCCUAUGAAAUUAAACGUGAUAAACCAUUAUUUGAGCCUAAAUUGUGGAAUUAUUAUCGUGCCGUAGUUGAUGAUAGAAUUACAUCUAACAAUCUAAUGGAAGGCUGGCAUAAUAGUUUUAACCAACGAGUAUCUGUUUCCCAUGCUACAGUGAAUAAAUUUUUAGAUGCAAUAAAAGAUGAGCAGACUAAAACUGAAAUGCUAAUGGCUCAAAUUGAUACAGGGUUCAAUUUUGAAA